AUGAGCUUCGAGAAGCAAUUGGACGAUCAUGAGAGGAAAUUCGGCAUCGAAAUACCUGAUAGAAGGGUCUACUUGGACGUGCCAUGGCCGAAAAACGUCUUGCAGCAUGUACUAACGGCUUAUCACCAGCGGAAUUCCUUCAUAGGAUCACUAUCUAGGUCUAGAACUAGUCUGAACCUGGUUCUAAACACUCCAGACCUAGACCGUCGCAGGAGUACCAGCCCUAACAACAGACUGACAAAAUCAGCUGCCUCCAGCGCUACUAACACCACCAAGCGGAAAUUAAUAAAAACACAAAGAUUCGGAUCGACAUCCAAUCUUAAAUUGGUCUCCGAAAAAAUAUCCGGUUUCUCAGUUUUCAACGGACCGGAUAAUGUACGACGUGAACCGAUAAUGGCGUACGAGGACAACACUAGAAUAGACGAGGAACCGAAAAUAGUGAGGUCGAAACCGGUCAAGAAUAAUAGGCAGAGUUUAAGCGACCAUCUCUUCAGACAAUUAAAUAAUGGGGAAACGAAAAUGAGACGUAGUAUCUCACAGCAGAGUCUGAAGCAAGAUGUGUCCAUGGAAGCGGUGGUAAUAGAUAUGCCAUCUUUAGAAGGGAAAUACGAUACAUACAAAAGUAGUGACUCUCAAUAUAGCGAUGAUGAGAAAUAUUUCAGCCGUUGGGGUCCGACUAGAGGGUCAAAUAGCUACUCAAAUGCCCCGAAUAUACCAGUCAGCCAAUUAUCAACUUUGGACCUCAAAACAGUCGCCAGUGAUAAAACUGAGCCAGAUUCUGCUUUAGAGGAGGAGUUCUCAGCGCAACUUGAGGAACAGGAGAGGUUAGCAGCAAACGCGAGGCUGCCGGCAGCAACUAGCAGCAUGCCGCAGCACAGCACGACGCUGCAUUCAUCUAGAACGAGCCUGGCGUCCAGUCAUUACGAUUAG
Messenger RNA from Danaus chrysippus (African queen), 930 nucleotides. Lineage: Eukaryota; Metazoa; Arthropoda; Insecta; Lepidoptera; Nymphalidae. The record is from the annotation of a GenBank genome assembly.